Messenger RNA from Knipowitschia caucasica, 1302 nucleotides. NCBI's taxonomy places the organism in Eukaryota, Metazoa, Chordata, Actinopteri, Gobiiformes, Gobiidae. The record is from the annotation of a GenBank genome assembly.
AUGGAGUCUGAAACAAAGAUUUCCAAAGCAAACACCAAAUUCUCACUGGCUUUGUUUAAAAAGCUGAAAGAGGAAUUGGAAGACAAAGCUGGGAAUGUGUUCUACUCCCCGUUCAGCAUCUCUGCAGCUCUGGCGAUGGUGAUGCUGGGAGCCAGAGCAAACACCGCCACACAGAUGUCGGAGGUGCUGCGCUUCUCGGAGCCCGAAGCCCUGUGUCCAAUGCAGACUGACCGGCCGUACCUCAUGCAGUCGCAGAUGCAGACGCGUAUGCAGAUGAGGACGCAGAUCCAGAGAACCAGCCGUCUCCCUGAUUACAUCCGCAAGUGCCUUAAACCUGAUGACGCGAAGGACGAUGUGGACUUCAGCUUUGAACAGUUGUUUGUUGAACUUGACAAACCUGAUGCACUGUACGCCUUGGCCAUCGCCAACAGGUUGUAUGGGGAGAAAACCUAUUCAUUUGAUGAGGAUUUUUUGUCAAAAACAAAGAAACACUACAGUGCAGAAUUGGAGCCUGUCGACUUUGUCACCAAUGCAGAAACGUCCAGGAUCCACAUCAACAACUGGGUGGAAGAAAAGACUCAAGGUAAAAUAGCGGACCUGCUGUCUGCAGAGGUGGUGGAUAGUUCCACAAAGCUAGUGCUUGUAAACGCUAUUUACUUCAAGGGCAAAUGGAGCUCUCAGUUUAAAGAGGAGUACACGACUGACGCAGAGUUUCGACUGAGCAAGACAACAACAAAACCAGUAAAAAUGAUGAUGCUGGAAACAGAAUUCCAUUUCAGUUUUGUAGAAGAGGCAAACUGCAAGAUUGUAGAAUUACCAUAUGAAGGAGAUGACCUGAGUAUGAUCAUAAUGUUACCAAACGACAUCGAGGAUGAAACUACCGGCUUAGAAAAAUUGGAACAAGAAAUGACUUAUGACAAGUUUAAGAAAUGGACCAGUCGGGAUCAGAUGGCGUUUGUUUCAGUGGAAGUGAGUCUGCCCAGAUUCAAAAUGGAGGAGAGCUAUGACCUCAACAACGUACUCAUUUCUAUGGGCAUGACGGACGCUUUCGACAUGUUAAAAAGUGACUUUUCUGGCAUGUCUUCUGCCAACGACCUGGUUCUGUCAAAGGUGGUGCAUAAAGCAUUUGUGGAGGUGAACGAAGAGGGGACAGAGGCGGCUGCGGCCAGUGGAGCAGUUAUGACGGAGAGAGCGGCUAUAAUCACAGAAAGAUUCACUGCAGACCAUCCAUUUCUCUUCUUCAUUAGACACAACCGCUCCAACACGGUCCUCUUCGCUGGACGAUUCUCUUCACCUCAAUAA